AGAGAGAGAAGAGUAGCAAACGAAGCAGCGAUAGCGAAGUCUGUUUUUCGUUUUCUCUCUCUAUAACUCAAAGUCUUGGUUUGCUGGAAGAGAAGCCAAAACCGCAAAAGCCUAUACCUUCCAAAUCUCUUCAAUCUUUCGUAAGACUAUUGCACAGAAGGCUUGAUAGGUGUUUGAUAUUUCGCCUAAGUGAACUAGAUUUGGGAUGUCCAUGAACAACAAUAAUCCCCCCAAGAGCCUUGGAGCGUCUUCGUCUCCCUUCAGUAAUGCGGGGAUGCCUGGAAACCCUGUAUUCUCGCAAGCACAAGCACAAGCACAACUUAGUGCUGGUUUUCAAGCUCAGUUUCAGCUAUCCCAAGCUCAGGCCCUUGCAUUGGCUCAGUCAAAAGCUCAGGCCCUUGCUCAAGCUCAAGGGCAGGUAGCUCAUGCCCAGUUCCAAGCACAACUUCAAGCUCAAAGUUUGUCCCUUAACCAAGCUCAAAAUGCUGGCAUUGGUAAUAUAGGUUCGUCUUCGCCAUCUUUUUCUACUCCUGGCAGUGCAAGUGUGAAGAGGAUCUUUCAAAGGCCCCCUAUGCGUCCUCCUGGUGUUCCGAUGACAAACACAAUGUCCCCUUUGAGAAUGAUGGAACUUACACCUGCCGCGCGAAGAAAGAAGCAGAAGCUUCCUGACAAACAGUUACAAGAAAGAGUGGCUGCAAUUCUUCCCGAAUCUGCUUUGUAUACCCAGCUUCUUGACCUUGAGACACGUGUUGAUGCCGCGGUUGCUCGGAAAAAAGUUGACAUCCAAGAAGCACUUAAAAACCCUCCUAGUGUUCAGAAAACUCUUCGAAUAUAUGUUUUCAAUACAUUUGCUAAUCAGCUUCAGACAAUUCCAAAGAAGCCUAACGCAGAGCCCCCUAUGUGGACCCUUAAAAUUAUUGGGAGGAUCUUGGAAGAGGGGAUAGAUCCAGAUCAGCCUGGGUUUGUUAAUAAAACAAACCCCUUUUACCCGAAAUUUUCGUCUUUCUUCAAAAGAGUGACUAUCUCUUUGGACCAGAGAUUAUAUCCAGAUAAUCAUAUCAUUAUAUGGGAACAUGCUCGAUCUCCCACACCACAAGAAGGUUUUGAGGUGAAGAGAAAAGGGGAAAAGGAAUUCACUGUGAAUAUAAGGUUGGAAAUGAAUUAUGUACCUGAAAAGUUUAAGCUUUCUUCAGCUUUAAUGGAAGUCCUUGGCAUUGAGGUUGAUACGCGCCCCAGAAUUUUAGCUGCAAUUUGGCAUUAUGUGAAGGCUAGAAAACUUCAGAACCCAUACGAUCCGUCCUUUUUUAAUUGUGAUGCACAGCUUCAGAAAGUUUUUGGGGAAGACAGAGUGAAAUUUACCAUGGUUUCACAGAAGAUAUCGCAGCAUUUGUCUCCACCACCACCCAUACAUUUGGAGCAUAAAAUCAAGCUUUCCGGGAAUAGUCCUGCUGGAAAUGCAUGCUAUGAUGUGGUAGUUGAUGUGCCCUUUCCUAUACAGAGGGAAUUGUCUGCUCUGUUGGCAAAUGGAGAGAAGAGCAAAGAGAUUGAUGCUUGUGAUGAAGCAAUCUGUGCUACCAUAAGGAAAAUUCAUGACCACUGUAGAAGACGUGCAUUCUUCCUAGGAUUCAGUCAAUCUCCAGUAGAAUUUAUAAAUGCUUUAGUUCAGUCUCAGAGCCAGGAUCUGAAAAUGGUAGCUGGAGAACCUAGUCGAAGUGCUGAAAAAGAGCGGCGAUCAGAUUUCUUUAACCAAUCUUGGGUUGAGGAUGCCGUGAUCCGCUAUCUGAAUCGCAAGCCACCUGCUGGAAGUGAUGCUCCAGGAAGCAUAUGAAUCAUGCAAAGCCACCUAGUGGAAAGUGAUGCUCCAGGAAGAACAUGAAUCAUGGUUCCGAAGGUAUCGAUGGCUUGCUAGGUUUUUCUUUGAUUUGAAUCAUGUAUCAACUGAACUGUAGACCAGUCCUUUAGUGGAAGUAGAAUUACAAUGUUGUUGGAUGAGGAUUUAGAGAGGGAUGUAGAACAGGAAGUAGCUUGUUUAGGCAUGGUUAUCGUCAAACUUUUUUAAACGAAAAAAAAAAUAGAAAUUAGCAUGAUAGUUUUAUUUAGUUCAAUUUGUAAUUUAUAUAUGGUACACUCCAGGAUAAUCAUACCUUGAUUUAGGAUACGAGUAUCAGAUGUUGUUAUGUGUCUCAAA
Molecule: messenger RNA, 2188 nt
Organism: Gossypium raimondii (Peruvian cotton)
Lineage: Eukaryota; Viridiplantae; Streptophyta; Magnoliopsida; Malvales; Malvaceae
Product: SWI/SNF complex component SNF12 homolog
Exons: 3
Coding region: 206-1828 (540 amino acids)
Biological process (GO): regulation of transcription by RNA polymerase II
Cellular component (GO): nucleus; SWI/SNF complex
Source: RefSeq, a predicted model, not a curated record